UGAUGACAGCCAAUCAGCAGGAAAGUAUCAAAAACCUUACAACAGAAAGAAGACAACUGAUUGAGGAACGAAAGAUGAAGGAGAACCAGAUUGAGGAGGUGAUCCGAGACAGACUCCUGAGCGCAGUAAGAGCGGGGCUUAACCCACAGAGGCUUACUCAAGACAGAGAGGAGCUGAACAAAGAGAGGGAAGAGCUGAGGAAAAAGAAAGAGGAACUGAGCUUAGAGAAAGAAGAGCUGAGCAAAAAGAUUGACGAUCUGAACAAUGAGAAAGAUGAACUGAACAAAGAGAAAGACGAGCUGAGCAAAAAAACAGCAGAGCUGAGCAGCAAGACAGAGGAGCUGAGCAAAGAGAAAGCAGAGCUGAGCAAAAACACAAAGGACCUGAACAAAGAGAAACUCGAGCUUAACAAAGAAAAAGACAAGCUGAGCGAAGACAAAAAGGAGCAGAGCCAAGAAAAAGACAAACUGAACAAAGAGAAAGACGAGCUGAGCAAAGACAAAAAGGAGCUGAGCCAGGAGAAAGAGAAACUGAACAAAGAGAAAGCAGAUCUGAGCAAAGAGAAAAAGUAUCUGAGCACAGAGAAAGAGGAGCUGAAGAAAGAUAAAGCAGAGCUGAACAAAGAGAGAGAGAAGCUGAGAGUAUUGACAGACGAGGCAGAGAACCGAUGCAAAAACAGAGAUGCUCUGAAAAACUUUUAUGAUGCUCUCAUGAAAUUUGACAAUUUUCCAGUACAUGAUUUGUGCCCAGUAUGGUUGAGACCAAAGUGCCAUCAUUGCACGAAACACGAGAAAUCCUACAAGGGACACUGCUACUAUAUUUAUCCAUAUGACAUAGGUUAUGCAAACUGGGACCGAAGUCGACAGUUGUGUAAGAUUGAAGGUGGAGACUUGGUUGUAAUUGAUGAUCUGGAAGAGCAGGAAUUUAUCAACAAUCACACCAAACAAUACGAUUCUGAUAACCAUGGAUACUGGAUAGGGUUACGUCAUUUUCGACGCAAUUGGUCCUGGGUUGAUGGACGUAGGAACUUUCUUGAGUUCUGGAUUAAGGGGAUUCCCCAUUCUUCAGGAGCAGCCCUGCAUAUGCCACGAAAAAAAGCCACAGAGAGCUGGAAGGCAGAAGACAAACUGGAAGCAUACAAAUUCAUCUGUGAGCGUCUGGAGAUUUCUUGGCCCUUUAGCUAACACUGUUCUCUUAAAGCUUCAAUGAGGAAUACUCAACUGUGUCAUCAAAUUUUGGCGAAUCUCAUGAAUAAAAAAUCAAUCUCUGAAAGUUAAGUUUUAAAUUGCAGUUGCUAUAGUUCUCCUAACAUGGCAACUGAGAUUCUGUCCACAGUCACAUCUGUAGGUUUGUUUUCAUCCACAGAAGCACUUCCCCCUCUGAGCGGUCCAUUUAUUGUCCAUUUAUCUGGUCCUCACACUAUGAGGUCCAUUUAUCUGGUCCUCACACUGAGGUCCAUUGCUUUGGGAACGUUCGCUCCACAAUAAGCAAGCCAACUUCCGCUUCGAUAGUAGGAACCUUUACAUCUUCCAGAUGUGGCCAGAUGUUAACAUCCUCCUGCAGGGAAUAUUCUGUUUUUUUUAGUACUUAAAUUUUUACAGAGCAAUUACACAGCCAUACAUCAGCAAUAAUUAACACAAGUUUUUCCAUAUGACAAUAUGUGAAAUAAAUUAGUUACACUUUUGCAGGUAAUUAAACAUUUUUUAAAAUAGGAUGUGUUAAAGAAAGAAUAGACAGUCAGUAUUCUGACUGAUUAAUUCUGAUGUUCAUUUCAUUUCACUCCUAAAUAUGAUUUUAUUGCUCUCUGUUCUUUUCUUUUUAUAUUUAACAAUCAUGACAUCUGUCUGAGUGACGCGGUGGCACACAAUAACUGAAGCCACUCUAAGUAUAAGCUUUAUCAAAACCCAAAGUUUUAUGCCAAAUCAUAAUGAUAAUAUAAUAAAAAAACACGUUCUCUUAUUUUUUAGUCUUCACAGAGCAGGAAUUUACUUACAUGUGAAUAUUGUUUUUCACCCAACCACAAAGAUGUGAUAAAUAUGUGAUCUGAAUGUCUUUUACUUUGUAAUGUUUACAGAUUUUCUGCUUAUGUUCCCAUAAAUCUGUCACAUUUUGAAGCUCUUGCUGCUUUGUACUGAAGUGGAAACGAUUGUAAAUCUGAAGUUAAAUCACUUAUGAUUAUUUUAUUCGUUUGGUGAUUUAUAGUUUUUACCGUAAAGAUUACUUUAGUUUUACCAGUUGUAUUUGUCAGUUGGAGUCAGGCAGCCAACGUGGCCACAAGAGGGAGCCAUACACUGUCUGCUCUUUCUGCAGACCAGUUUUUAAGUAGAAGAAGCUUCGUCUGCCAAAGAUUUAUUAAAUUCAUCUGGAUAUAUAAAAUAACUAGACCUGUUUAGUUGGUCUUGUGUCAUUUUUAUAAACUUUUAUUCGUUACAUCUGUUUCAUUUAAUGUAGGAUUUCACGAUGCAUUUCCGUUUGAUCGUUUUAAACAGCUUUAGGCCUGAAUAAAUUUAUUAUUGUCUGAUAAUCUUUCAUCCGUCCAAUUUAUUUUCUUUUU
Messenger RNA from Xiphophorus hellerii (green swordtail), 2554 nucleotides. Its product is annotated as C-type lectin domain family 4 member M-like. NCBI's taxonomy places the organism in Eukaryota, Metazoa, Chordata, Actinopteri, Cyprinodontiformes, Poeciliidae. The transcript has 4 exons. Bases 3 to 1184 code for a protein of 393 amino acids. The record is from RefSeq and is a predicted model, not a curated record.